AUGCAUCAGAUAGUAGAACAAUUUUUGAAAUUGAAACCACCAAAGUUUGAAGGAAUAGGGGAUCCGGAGGCUGCUUCUAAAUUGGUUGAGGAGUUGGAAAAAGCAUUUGCAUUAUUGGGGUGUACUGAGGCAGAGAAAGUGACGCUGGCAGUGUACCAGCUUCAGGAGAAAGUGACGCUGGCAGUGUACCAGCUUCAGGGUAAUGCGAACGACUGGUGGAAAGCCACACAAGGCCGAGUGUUCCCAGCAGGUGUGGAACAAAAUUGGACGGCCUUCGUUCAGGCUUUUAAUGAGAAGUAUUUCUCGGUAAGUGCCCGAGAAAGAAAGAUGACAGCUUUUCUUAGGUUGCAGCAGAACCAAAUGACCGUUGAUCAAUACGAGGCAGAAUUUGUCAGGCUGUCUAAGUCUGCGCCAAGAAUGGUAGACCAUCCUGAGGAUAAGGCGCAAAGGUUUCGGGAUGGACCGAAGGCUGAUAUUCGUAGUUAA
Messenger RNA from Syzygium oleosum, 486 nucleotides. RefSeq lists its product as uncharacterized. The coding region runs from base 1 to 486 and encodes 161 amino acids. NCBI's taxonomy places the organism in Eukaryota, Viridiplantae, Streptophyta, Magnoliopsida, Myrtales, Myrtaceae. The record is from RefSeq and is a predicted model, not a curated record. The transcript has 2 exons.